Molecule: messenger RNA, 1971 nt
Organism: Zonotrichia leucophrys gambelii
Lineage: Eukaryota; Metazoa; Chordata; Aves; Passeriformes; Passerellidae
Product: basic proline-rich protein-like
Exons: 7
Coding region: 1-1971 (656 amino acids)
Biological process (GO): neuron projection morphogenesis; phosphatidylinositol 3-kinase/protein kinase B signal transduction
Source: RefSeq, a predicted model, not a curated record
AUGGAGCGGCGCGAGCGGGAGGCGGGAGCGGCCGGUGAGGGCGGAGGGGAGGGGCCGCUAGACCCCCCCCGCCAUGGGCCAACGCCCCCCGUGAGCCCCCGGCCCCCCCCGGGCCCGGCCGUGCUGCCGGCGGUGGGGGGGGGGGUGCGGCGGUGGAUUCCCCCCCCCCCACAACCGUGGGAUCCCGGAGAGAGCGACAGCCCCCCAGCCAUGAGCGCCCCCCCGCGGUCGGAGCUCGCCGCCGCCGCCGCCGCCGCCCUGCUGCGCCUGGGCGAGGAGCGCCCCCCCGCGGCCGCCAUGAGCCUCCUGCAGCGCAAGGGCCGCAACGAGUGGCGCCCCCGCGAGGAGGAGCCCAGGAAGGGGGUGCCCAAGGCGCGCGAGGGGGGGUCUCUGCGGCGCCCCCUGCGCGUGGGGUUCCUGACGCUGCCGGCGCCGCAGGAGCGCGGCCCCCGGCCCUGCGCCCCGGGCAUGGCGCCCCGCUCGCUGUCCUGCCACGCCGUGGGGCUCCCCGAGCCCCCCCCGCGACCCCCGGCACCCCGCCCCGGCCCCCACGAGGGGCGGGGCCUCGAGGCGCCGCCCGCCAAGAGAGGGGGCGCCCCCCGCGGGGGCUGCGUGCGCCAGACGCCCCCCCUGAAGCCGUCGCGCAGCCCCCAGACCCGGCUGUCGGCGGGCGCGGCCGCGGCCGAGCCGGAGGAGCCCGUGUACAUCGAGAUGGUGGGCGACGCGCGGGGGGGCGCGGCCCCGCCCCCCGAGGAGCCCGAGGCCAUCUACGAGGAGAUGAGCUGCCCCCUGCCCGCGGGGGAGGGGCCGGCCCCGGGACACGCCCCUUUCGCGGGACACGCCCCCUCCUACGGACACGCCCCGCCCCACGCCCCUUUCGGCGGCCCCGCGCUGCACUCCGGCCACGCCCAUUACGCGGGACACGCCCCUUUCUCCGGACACGCCUCUCACGCCGGCCGCGCCCCUUUCAUCGGCCACGCCCCUUUCUCCGGCCCCGCCCCCAUCCCGCCUCCUUUCCCCAACCUGCUGCCGCCCCGCCCACCCCCGCUGGCCCCGCCCCCCGAGGGCGCCUCGCGCCUGCCCCUCCCCUCGCGCCGCGAGGCCCCGCCCCCCGCCCGCGCGCGCAGCCACUCCACGCCCCUCCCCCCGCACCACGCGCCGGGAGGGGCGGGGCGCGAGCGCGGGGGGGCGGGGCUCGGCCCGCUGCCCCUCCCACCCUCCGCCGAAGCUCCGCCCCCGGGGAAACGCCCGCCCGCCUACGAGAGCCUGCGCGGGGGCGUGGCCUCGGCAGGCCCCGCCCUCGCCCGCGAGGAGGAGCCGCCCCUUCGCCGUGGGGGCGGAGCCUCCGCCCGGCGCGGGAAGGAGACCGAGAAGGCGCCGGAGCCCCCCCGGGAGGAGCGGGCGGGGGCGGGGUCAGGGUCGGCCCCGCCCCCCUCAGGGAUCCCGGUGAGGGCGGAGGGGCCGCGGGGGCGGCCGGGACCCCCCCUGCCCUGCCAGACCUUCCCCGCCUGCGGGAGAGCCUCGGAGCUCCCCGGGGGUCCCCGCCUGGGCCGCUCCGCCUCCACCUCGGGGGUCCGCCAGGCCGGAGCCCCCUCCCCGUUCCCGCGGGGCGCGCCCCCCCCCUCGCGGCCGCUCUCCGGGGGUCUCCCCGGGCACGGCGGGGUCUCGGGGGGGGGCUCCUCGGGGGUCUCGUCGCUGCCCGCGGCCCCCCGGCCCCGGGACGGGCAGCUGCAGGAGGUGAUCGAGCGCAAGCGCUGCGUGUGCACCGAGAUCAAGGCGCGCGGCGGGCGGGAGCGCGCGGGGCUGUGCCGGCAGGACAGCGCCCCCCCCCUGCCCGUGCCCCCCGUGCCGGCUCCGCCCCCCGCCCGCCCCCCCCCGCCCCCUCCCCCCCCGCCACCGCCGCCCCCUCCCCCCCCCGGCACGCCCCCGGCCCGCCGGCCCCACGCCGUGCUCUGGGACACCGCCAUCUGA